AACACGUGCGUUAAAAAGAUCUAGAAGCAUCGGCAGAGCUAUCUCUCAUCUCCAUCGAUCCAAGUUUCCAGCUUUCCAUUGAGGUUCAGUAUGUCGGAGCCCCCCUUUGUUUCCAGAGAGAGGCUGCUGAAGUACCAGCAGUAUUUUCGAAAUGUUCACAAGCAUACCUACUUGAAAGGACGCUACGAUAUGAUUACAUCGGUGGCCAUCCCUGCCGCCUUGACUGCAACGAGCCUCUAUCUCAUUGGGAGAGGCAUCUACAACAUGUCAUAUGGGAUUGGGAAGAAGGAAUGAGGAGAAACUCUUCUCUUGUUCAUUAAAGUUCACUGUUUGGAAUCCAAACCUAAAAACUGUUUCAACAUUUUGACUGUGGCCCUUUGUCCAUUAUGUGUGUCUUGUUAUGUGUUCUUGUAUUAAUUUUUCAUCAGGAGUUUGCUUGUUCAAAAUGUCUGUUUAAUUAAAAUCUCUCUUUCUCAAAGCUUCUUUGAAA
Messenger RNA from Dioscorea cayenensis subsp. rotundata (Guinea yam), 490 nucleotides. RefSeq lists its product as uncharacterized. The coding region runs from base 91 to 294 and encodes 67 amino acids. The transcript has 3 exons. The record is from RefSeq and is a predicted model, not a curated record. Lineage: Eukaryota; Viridiplantae; Streptophyta; Magnoliopsida; Dioscoreales; Dioscoreaceae.